This is a messenger RNA of Acromyrmex echinatior (Panamanian leafcutter ant), 653 nucleotides long. Its product is annotated as zinc finger HIT domain-containing protein 3. The record is from RefSeq and is a predicted model, not a curated record. Gene Ontology annotation, molecular function: protein binding. NCBI's taxonomy places the organism in Eukaryota, Metazoa, Arthropoda, Insecta, Hymenoptera, Formicidae.
GGGAACUUUAAAUUUGCUUCUUUCAGUGAUCCACAGAUGACGCCAUAUAUAAGAUGCUCGUGGAUCACGUGGUCUUAUAAAUGCAUUCACGUGACACGUGCUUCGAUAUUUUUACGUCUUAAAUAGCUUUCUGAAAUAAUUAAAUCAUGACAUUUAAAAAUUGUUGUGUCUGCAGAAAGAAUGAUGCACCUUACAAAUGUCCGACGUGCAGGGAAUCUUAUUGCUCUGUAGGAUGUUGCAAAGAACAUAAGACUCAAUAUUGCGAACCUCCAAUAUUACCUGAGGAAUCCAAGGAUCAUCAAAACGUCAAUCAACGGAAGUAUGAAUUUUCAACGGAAGACACAGUGCCCAUGGAGAAAUUACGGCAGUUGCGCGAUAGCAAGGAACUGAAACAGUGUCUCCAAUCUUCCCAUUUGCGCAACGUUAUGAAGACAGUUAUGAAUAGUCCAAAUCCAACCGAGGCGAUUGCUUUAGCCAUGAAGAAGGAACCUAUAUUUGUGGAGAUGGCCGAUGCUUGUCUGAAUAUUGUGGAACCGCCAGAUCAUGCUAAACCAUGUUAAAUUACUUCUGACAAUCAGAGCUUUAAGUCAGUAUUGAGAAGAAUAGUAAUAGUCUUCGAAGUCGUCAGGUAUCUGUGCACCGUCCAAUUCGAC